AUGCUCAUUGAUGGCGAGAAGUGGGCUUGUGAAGCUUGCGUCCGGGGUCACCGUGUCAGCAGCUGUCACCACAGUGACCGCCCCUUGACCCACAUCAAUAAAAAAGGCCGUCCAGUCUCUCAAUGCGCUCACUGUCGCGGUCUACGCAAGUCACGGACAACCCACACAAAGUGCGAGUGUGGUGACAAGAAAAAGAACAGCCACAAGCAUGAUUUAGAUCCCCACCACGCCAAUGAUAAGCGGGAUCACAAGCAGGACUCCCGUCCAAGAUGUGGCUGCACUCAUGGACAGCGCUGUACAUGUGCGCUGAAGAAGGAACCCCACCUAAAUACUGUGCCGGAAACUGGCCUUCCUCUGCCUCAGCAUACUAUUCUGUCGGAACCACCCAAGAAGCCCCAGUUGACCUCGACCAAGUCGGAGAGCACGCUUACGAUAUUCCGAGAUGGUCACCACAAACCGGCUCAUAAGCACAAUGACAUGGCUCACAAAUGUGGUCUGCCUUACACGAUUCCCCGGUCUCAUACGAUCCACUCGACCUCCGAUGUGUCUCGUCGGUCCGUCGAUCAGAUGCCCUUGACUCAAGCGGCCUUGAUGAACGAACCAUUUGCGACUCAACCAUUUCCGGAACAGCAGCCCACCCACGCUCCUCAGCGUCGUGUCAAGUCCGAGCAUGGGUCUCCCGAGAGUGCCCCCGUCGUGUCCACGGAAGAUGUACCGACGACAGUCCCCCCACUCGACCUCUCGUCUUUCUUCCCUCAGCCUCAGCCCAUGAAUAAGCCCCCUGAGGCCGAGCCGGUGUCCCUUUCCAUGGGGAAGACGCCCCUAAAUCCACUCAUGACCAGUGUACCGCCUCUUGAUGUCUCGUCCUUCUCUACUUUCCCGACCACGACCACAUCGCCCGUGAACACCAUGGCGUUCCAGGAUCCUUACAAGGAGCAGUUUUUUACGUCGCCAGACAACGAUAUGCCAUUGGGCCCUACAGGGUUCAACGCACCCCCUGUCGAUUGGUCAAGUUUUCCUCUGUACUCCUCGGAUGUUCCUGCCGCGACCAGCACACAAGCUCCCUCUUACGCGAGCUUCGACUACAACUCUAUGAGCCAUGGUCUACCAGCCCCAUCUUCAUCUGGCGAUAUAUCCGAAGUGGAGGAUUUCGCACCGUUUUCCGGCUUUGGAAACGCAGGCAAUGACCUUCAAGAUCUCACCAGUGGGAGCGAAGGCUCAGAUCUCGAUCAUUUCCGUAUAAGUUCCGCGUCAUCUUUCAUUGGCCUUCCUCAGGCGCAACUCUUAUCGUCAAAUCAGCUGGACUCAAUCAACAUCGACGACUUCCUUAAGUCCGCCAAUGAGUCGACAGCAGCACUAGAGCAUCAACUUCAAGCCAAUAUGGGGAUGGAACCCAAGCCACUCCCGUCGCAGGACACCUACGCCAUGUCGGACGCCCAGACCUUCAAACCAAUGACCACCCCUACGACGAGCCUUCCGAUCACGACGUCCGCUGCAGAUCCCAUGUGGCCCGCGGCGCUCUUUGACCCCGCUGCUGCGUCGGUCGAUGACAACAAUUUUUACCCGCCGUCAUGGGUGCAGUAG
This is a messenger RNA of Aspergillus bombycis, 1584 nucleotides long. Its product is annotated as copper fist DNA-binding domain-containing protein. Lineage: Eukaryota; Fungi; Ascomycota; Eurotiomycetes; Eurotiales; Aspergillaceae. Gene Ontology annotation, biological process: intracellular iron ion homeostasis; positive regulation of transcription by RNA polymerase II; intracellular copper ion homeostasis. The coding region runs from base 1 to 1584 and encodes 527 amino acids. The transcript is spliced from 3 exons. Gene Ontology annotation, cellular component: nucleus. The record is from RefSeq and is a predicted model, not a curated record. Gene Ontology annotation, molecular function: copper ion binding; DNA-binding transcription factor activity, RNA polymerase II-specific; RNA polymerase II cis-regulatory region sequence-specific DNA binding.